GGCGGUACCUUUCAAGGCAGAGCAGUGGAACCGUGAGCCCGCCAGCCUGUGGGAGGGCGGACAGACUGACUACAGAGCCGACGGACGGACGAACAGACAGCGGGACAGUCAAACGGCCGGAGUCGCCUCAAGUUUCGCCAUGAGCUGGGGAACAGAGCUGUGGGAUCAGUUCGACAGCUUAGACAAGCAUACACAAUGGGGAAUUGACUUCUUGGAAAGAUAUGCCAAAUUCGUUAAAGAGAGGAUAGAAAUUGAACAGAACUAUGCGAAACAGUUGAGAAAUCUGGUUAAGAAGUACUGUCCCAAACGGUCAUCCAAAGAUGAAGAGCCAAGGUUUACCUCGUGUAUAGCCUUCUUUAACAUCCUUAACGAGCUAAAUGACUAUGCAGGACAGCGAGAAGUAGUAGCAGAAGAAAUGGCGUACAGAGUAUAUGGUGAAUUAAUGAGAUAUGCUCAUGAUCUGAAAACUGAAAGAAAAAUGCAUCUCCAAGAAGGACGAAAAGCUCAACAGUACCUUGACAUGUGUUGGAAACAGAUGGAUAAUAGUAAAAAGAAAUUUGAAAGAGAAUGUAGAGAGGCAGAAAAGGCACAACAGAGUUAUGAAAGAUUGGAUAAUGAUACUAAUGCAACCAAGGCAGAUGUUGAAAAGGCUAAACAGCAGUUGAAUCUGCGUACACAUAUGGCUGAUGAGAAUAAAAAUGAAUAUGCUGCACAGUUACAAAACUUUAAUGGAGAACAACACAAACAUUUCUACGUAGUGAUCCCUCAGAUUUACAAGCAACUACAAGAAAUGGAUGAACGGAGGACUAUUAAACUCAGUGAGUGUUACCAAGGAUUUGCAGACUCAGAGCGCAAAGUUAUUCCUAUCAUUUCAAAAUGUUUGGAAGGAAUGAUUCUUGCAGCAAAAUCUGUUGAUGAAAGAAGAGACUCUCAAAUGGUGGUAGACUCCUUCAAGUCUGGAUUUGAACCUCCAGGAGACUUUCCAUUUGAAGAUUACAGUCAGCAUAUUUAUAGAACCAUUUCUGAUGGGACUAUCAGUGCAUCGAAACAGGAAAGUGGGAAGAUGGAUGCCAAAACCACAGUAGGAAAAGCCAAGGGCAAGUUGUGGCUCUUUGGAAAGAAGCCAAAGCCACAGUCCCCACCCUUAACCCCUACUAGUUUAUUCACAUCCAGUACUCCUAAUGGGUCCCAGUUUCUCACAUUCUCCAUUGAGCCCGUGCAUUAUUGUAUGAAUGAAAUAAAAACAGGGAAGCCCAGAAUUCCUUCUUUCAGAAGCCUCAAAAGAGGGUGGUCGGUGAAGAUGGGUCCAGCACUAGAAGAUUUUAGUCAUCUGCCACCAGAACAGAGACGUAAAAAACUACAGCAACGCAUUGAUGAACUUAACAGAGAACUACAAAAAGAAUCAGACCAAAAAGAUGCACUUAACAAAAUGAAAGAUGUGUAUGAGAAGAAUCCACAAAUGGGGGAUCCCGGGAGUUUACAGCCCAAAUUAGCAGAGACCAUGAAUAACAUUGACCGCCUGCGAAUGGACAUCCACAAGAAUGAGGCUUGGCUCUCUGAAGUUGAAGGCAAAACAGGUGGGAGAGGAGAGAGAAGACAUAGCAGUGACAUAAAUCAUCUUGUAACACAGGGACGAGAAAGUCCUGAGGGAAGUUACACAGAUGAUGCAAACCAGGAAGUUCGUGGGCCACCCCAACAGCAUGGUCACCACAAUGAGUUUGAUGAUGAAUUUGAAGAUGACGAUCCUUUGCCUGCUAUUGGACACUGUAAAGCUAUCUACCCUUUUGAUGGACACAAUGAAGGUACUCUGGCAAUGAAAGAAGGUGAAGUUCUGUACAUUAUUGAGGAGGACAAAGGAGAUGGAUGGACAAGAGCUCGGAGACAGAACGGUGAAGAAGGCUAUGUCCCCACAUCAUACAUAGAUGUAACUCUAGAGAAAAACAGUAAAGGUGCAGUAACUUAUAUCUAAACUAACUGGGCAGCUCUGUGCUACGCAUGACGUAAGAAAGAUAACAUAAAAUGAAAGUACAUUCAACAGGUUAAAAAAAAGAAAACUUAAAGGGCAUCCAAGAGUUAUUGUUCACUAUGUGAGCUGAGUGGAGGCUUGAUCUUAGAGAUGUGAAUAUUACCACAAAAAAUAUUCUUGUGACAUUUUACCAUUUGAGUGAUGUUGAUGUGAAGCUUAAUUGAUGCCUUUUGCUUUAUGUCCUGCUUAAGUCUAUGUGAAGGAUUUGUGUUUUUCUGGCUUCUAAAUCAUAGAAUUUGCUCUAUUGGAUAGGAAUCCAUAGAUAAAAAGCUUUCAAAGCUUUCCCUCCCUUUCAGAAAACACAGUGACUAUAGUGAAUUCAAAUAAGUAAAACUGCUCUGAAAUGCUAUAGAAACUGAUUCCCAAAAGAGUAGUUUGUUCUAGAAGUUUGAAUUUGUAGCUGUAGUUUCCAGGAAGAAAAUUAAUAGUUGAUUAUUUGAGUUAAAUAAUUUAUUUUAAGAAUAAUUUUCGUUUUCCUUUCUAUUUUUAACUUUGGUUUCCUGAAGGAAGAAAACAAGCACCUAGCACAUAAUCUAAGUAGUAGGUUAAUCAGGAGACCUGCAAAUAAAUCAGCCUGGUCUAGUAAUUUUCAAUAAUGUACAGGCUUCCUUCUAAAUAAAUCUUAUGUUUGUAUUUGUCAUCUUGAAAAUGUCUUUUGGGAAAUAUCACUUUAGUGAUUAUUUAGCAUUUAGCAGUUAUAUAUAGGAAAAUAGAUUCUAAAUGAACUAAGAGGAGAUCAUGAGUGGAGGGGAAGUACCGAAAAAUACUUUUAAAAGAAAAACAACUUUUUUGACUGAGUUGGGGGGAGAUAUCUGUAUUACCAUUUAGGGCAUUUCCUUGUUUUAGCCAAAACAGCUGUUAUUAGGAUAGAUUUUUUUUUCCAGUUAAUUUUUCAAAGAGCAUUUGUUGUAAACAACAGUACAUUGAAUUCCACCAUUUUCCCACAAGGAUUGUACAGUGCUAUUUUUGUGGUCAUGUCCUAAGUUAGUUGUGUGGGGAAAUAAAGUGAGGAAGCAAUUAAGCUAUUCCUUGAUUUUGCUCAUGUUCUAAAUUCUUUUGGUGUUCAGUAGCUGACUAUAAAAUGAUUGUAGAGACGUUUGGGACAGACACAUUUAACUGGACACCCCUUUUGGUCCUGCCAAAGGUCUUCAGUAAUUGUUCUUUUCUUUUUCCUCCUGGACUGCAGGUUCCUGAAGAGGGUUUCUGAGGAAAUGGGCAAGAUGUUGAAGGAGGUUACAUGCAGCUGCUUUUGGGGGGAGGGUGUUAGAAUUUUCAGGCUCAAAGAGAGUGAGAGGAGCAAGUUGCAUGAGUGCAUGCAGACAUGAUUAUUUUUUACUAACUUCAUUAGCAUUUCCAUACAUUGUUUUAAAAAAAAAAAAUCAUUGUAAUACCAAUCCUUAAAUUCCUAGUUCACAAUUAUUCACACUAAAGAAAAGAAAAAAAAAAAAAAACCCCAACAGUGGCUUACCUUUUUUUCCACGUAUUUUACUGAUGUUCAAAUCAGAAAGAAUGCAGAGCUGUCAUUAACUUUGUCUUACAUUUGGCUGUCCCAACAGGACUGUCUCCAUCCCGGCUCUGUUUUAAUUGGCUUUUAGGUCUGUUGUCUGUUAGAAUCCUGCCAUUUGUCAGUGUCUGCCUGUGCCACCUCCGUGCUUGCUUAACAUCAUGUUGCAUGUCUAGAGUGAUCGGGCUAGAUUUUUCAGGCAUGUCUUUAGAAUCCCUUGUUCUUGUCAGUGUCUUUGUUUUGUUUUACGUUUGUAGUGCGAAUCACUUUGUCAGAACAUCUUCAGCACUAAUGUUUCCAUCCUGGUAUUUGUGUAUGCUGCUAUAUAACUUCCCCACUGCCAAACAUUCCCGUUUUGACAUUAAGAAGAAGUAGUCUGUGAACCUGAAGUAUUUAUGAUAAGAAAAAGAAAACAUCUCUGCUCUAGCCUACAACCCAGUUGAAAGAACUCUUUGAAACAUGAUACAUCUUCAGCACCUCAGUCUGGGAAGAAUCUAUAGUCAGCACUGAAAUCCUGGCAUCAUAGACACAGAAGAUACCACCUCAAGACAAAGGACUGUUUUCAAAAGUCAGCUGCUUCCAUUCAAAUGCUGCCUUAAACUAGAGUGCCUAAAUCUGUUGAUUGUCAACGCUACCACUACAGUAUCCCACAAAGGGCUUUAUGUGUCAGCUCAGUGCGACCUCCUUUAACUCCGCAGCUCUGUUGCAGCUGCUGAUGUAGCCUCGGUAGGUGGCUUCGAGAGCUCUGCCACGUAUGAUGGUGCGUUUUCAAAUUUAUGCCUCAAACUCAAGACAUGUCCGAAGUCCAUUUUACUUUACUCAGUGUUUUUAAGAGAAGUUUUAUGGACCCUCCCCAUUGUCGUUUAAUUUGGGAUUAUGAAGUCCUCACUCGAUUAUUGAAAAUGAUGGUCUGUUUCCAAGUGAUGCUUCUGUUUGAACCAGAUAAAAUUUAGUGAAACUUUGUAAUGAUCUAUGUGCACUUUUAAUUGUAAAAUGGAAAUUUCUGUAUGUUUAUAUUUGUAAAUAUAAUUGUUGUUAGUGCCCCUGUUGCUCAUGUUGUCCUGCCUCCCAUUUGUCGUUCUGUUGAUGGCUUGUAUGCUAACUGAUUUCUUAGUGAUGUUGUAAUAGAGAGAUGGGGGAGGGGCGGGGGGGGAGGUAUUUGUACCACUGAAGCUUCAUUAAUUUUGUUCUUCACUGUUUUGAGGACAAAAGGAGAACGUGAAAUGGUCUGUGUAUUAUUGGAUUUUAAGCAAUAUUUUAGAAGCUGUGUGACUGCUUUAAUAAUUUUCCCCAGUGUUAUUUGAAAUGUUAUACUAAAGCCGAAUGACAAUUGUGUGAAAGUUAAUGCCUUCAUGAGAUCAAGUAUGCCACUGCACACAGCUGACAUAGAGUGUGUUACCUUUCAGGCUAGUAAACUAUAAAGUUUAGAUUUUGAAUCUCAUUACAGGGUUAUUUAUAUAAUGUGACAUUAUUCAGUACUGACAGACUACGGGAAGUAGUUUUAAAAUCUAGUGCUGUUUUUGUUUUAAAGGUUAGUAAUGAGGAGGAAAUGUGAUCUGGCUGUGUUUGUCUUCUGUACAAAGCCUGAAGUGCUUGUAUUUUUUUGGCUAAUAGCCACAGAGGGCAAAGUUUAAGGCUUUCUUGUAAGGACUAACUGUUCUUUUCAAGCUACUGUUUUUGUAAAAGCAGGAUUUGCUUCCCGUAGGAGGCAAGUUCCUUCACGUGGAGUUGUGCAACCUGUAUAUGGGUUAUUACGCUAGGAGAGACAUUUGUACUUGCACAGUUUAAAUCAUUCUUAAAUUUUGAACAUGUGAAUUGUCUAAGAGAAAUCUUUUAAUUUUUCCGUAAUUUUUACUCUCUUUGUGCACAUGUUGAUUUCUUAAUGGUAAAUGCUUUGUUUAAGAUAGUGUUCUUGGUUGAAAAUAUUUUAAUGGAAUAAAACAAUCUUUUCAAUGGUCAGUUAAGGUAUAUAGCGUGUUAUCUCUUGUUACCGUAUGAACUACAGAGAUGUAAUGAUUUUGUCCUUGAAUAUGCUAAGUUUCAGAUAGCACAAAGUUAGGUGACAAGUUCCAGAAGCGGGAGCAUCUGUGUUGGGCAAAGCAGUUUGAGAAAUGUUGUUCUGGUUUUAGUUUCUCUCAAGCUUUCUUAAAGAAAAAAAAAAAAUGUUAGCAGUUUCCUUAGAAUGAAUUUAAAUUAGAUGUAAUAAUUUGAAUUUGUUGGCUUUGUUCCACAGUGGCUGUGGUACAUAGACUGUUCUUUUACAUCAUCUUAUGCUCUUCAUCCUAUGAGCUGUCCUUCUACCACAUACCCUGAUCAGUCAACGCACACUGGCCAGCAUUUCCUAUGCUUCUGCUUGAGUUCCUGAUUAGUCAGGAGAGAACGCCUGUGUCUUCCUGGCAUUUCUAAGCAUAGAAGGAGAAUGUUUUCGAUAAUUAGUGUCACAUCUGUCAUUUUAGGAGGUCUGAUUUCAGAAGAUUCUACUUUUUAAAAAAGGCAAAUGUGAAAAUGACUAGAAACUUUUGAAACCCAAAAAGGAAAUGAAACUCAGGGUAACCCUGAACAAUGAAGGGCUGCAGUUAUUGAGAUCCGUGCCACACUUGGAAGUAGGGACACUCAAAACGAUGAAAAUAGCAGGAAAAGAAUAUCUAAUGCUGCAACCUCAGACAAACAGAGGGUUGCUUAAAUAAAAAAAAGCUCAGAACAAUGAAGAGGGCUUUUACUGUCUGAACUAAGAUAAGGAAGUCAAAUAUCUACUUGCUAGGGAAAGAUAACUUACUUGUAACAGUACUAACAAAAGGAAAAGGAUUUCCAGACUACUUGUUGAUAGAUUUUCUAUGUGAAGGUGUUAGUUUAAGUGAAAAAAUACUAAAGAAACACCAGACAGGUUUCAAUGAGUUCAUACACCUGGGAUCAAAAAUACUCCUUAAGAGUCACUUGCAGUAAUCUUAAGAAACUAGAAAAUACAUUUCAAACAAACAAGACCUAUACCGGUUGUCAUCCAGUUGAUUCUGACUCAUGGCGACCCCAUGUGUGCCAGAGUAGAACUGUG
Molecule: messenger RNA, 6579 nt
Organism: Trichechus manatus latirostris (Florida manatee)
Lineage: Eukaryota; Metazoa; Chordata; Mammalia; Sirenia; Trichechidae
Gene: FNBP1L
Product: formin binding protein 1 like
Exons: 16
Coding region: 140-1969 (609 amino acids)
Biological process (GO): signal transduction
Molecular function (GO): protein binding
Source: RefSeq, a predicted model, not a curated record